CGAAAAAGCUGAGAGCUGCUGUCAAAACAUUUGCCUGUGUCCAAAGACAAAUCUCAGAUCUUGCCUAUAUCGUAGGGUCGCUAGCGCAAAGUUUUGUUUUCCUACCCAGCAAAGAAAUGGCCAGCCGCGAGGCCGUCCGCCGUGCCGUGCAGAAUGUCCGCCCGAUCUUGUCCGUGGAUCGCGAGGAGGCCCGCAAGCGAGUGCUCAAUUUGUACAAAGCCUGGUAUCGUCAGAUUCCAUACAUUGUGAUGGAUUACGAUAUUCCCAAAUCGGUGGAACAGUGCCGUGAGAAGCUGCGAGAAGAGUUUCUUAAAAACAAGGAUGUUAACGACAUCCGUGUGGUGGAUAUGCUUGUAAUUAAGGGUCAAAUGGAACUCAAGGAAUCGGUCUCAAUCUGGAAGCAGAAAGGUCAUAUCAUGCGUUACUGGAAGGAGAGCUGCGAACCAAAACCAACGGAUUUCCUGUCGAAGUUCCUGUCCGGUCAUAACUGAGCAUUGUAUAGAAGCUAUUGGAACAAGCUUAGGCGGAAUGUCGAACUGUGGUAAUUUAUGUAGAUACAGUAAAUAAAAUGCGUCACAAUUCACGUCGUUUUGUGCAUACCUUACUAUACUAAA
Toxorhynchites rutilus septentrionalis is the source of this 614-nucleotide messenger RNA. It is a transcript of the gene ND-B14, whose product is annotated as NADH dehydrogenase [ubiquinone] 1 alpha subcomplex subunit 6. Gene Ontology annotation, biological process: response to oxidative stress. The record is from RefSeq and is a predicted model, not a curated record. NCBI's taxonomy places the organism in Eukaryota, Metazoa, Arthropoda, Insecta, Diptera, Culicidae. The transcript is spliced from 3 exons. Bases 117 to 491 code for a protein of 124 amino acids.